Gavia stellata (red-throated loon) is the source of this 3986-nucleotide messenger RNA. RefSeq names its product myosin VI (gene MYO6). Gene Ontology annotation, cellular component: cytoplasm; actin cytoskeleton; endocytic vesicle. Gene Ontology annotation, biological process: inner ear auditory receptor cell differentiation; vesicle transport along actin filament; endocytosis. NCBI's taxonomy places the organism in Eukaryota, Metazoa, Chordata, Aves, Gaviiformes, Gaviidae. The coding region runs from base 16 to 3882 and encodes 1288 amino acids. The record is from RefSeq and is a predicted model, not a curated record. The transcript is spliced from 35 exons. Gene Ontology annotation, molecular function: ATP binding; microfilament motor activity; actin filament binding.
UGGAUAGAUCCUGCAAUGGAGGAUGGGAAGCCUGUUUGGGCUCCACACCCAACUGAUGGAUUUCAGAUGGGGAUGAUUGUGGACAUUGGCACUGACAACUUAACUAUUGAACCUUUGAAUCAGAAAGGCAAGACUUUCCAGGCUGCUAUCAAUCAAGUGUUUCCUGCGGAAGAGGACAGCAAAAAGGAUGUAGAAGAUAACUGUUCCCUUAUGUAUUUAAAUGAGGCCACUCUCCUUCACAAUAUCAAAGUUCGGUACAGUAAGGACAGAAUUUACACCUAUGUAGCCAACAUUCUUAUUGCAGUGAAUCCGUAUUUUGAUAUACCUAAGUUUUAUUCUUCAGACACUAUUAAAAAGUAUCAGGGUAGAUCACUUGGAACAUUGCCACCACAUGUUUUUGCAAUUGCCGAUAAAGCAUUCCGUGACAUGAAGGUGCUCAAGAUGAGUCAGUCCAUCAUAGUCUCUGGAGAAUCGGGAGCUGGCAAGACAGAAAACACUAAAUUUGUUUUGAGGUAUUUGACAGAAUCCUAUGGUACUGGCCAAGAUAUUGAUGAUAGAAUUGUAGAAGCAAAUCCCCUAUUAGAAGCCUUUGGAAAUGCAAAGACUGUUCGCAACAACAACAGCAGUCGUUUUGGGAAAUUUGUAGAAAUUCACUUCAAUGAAAAGAACUCGGUGGUUGGUGGAUUUGUAUCACAUUACCUGCUGGAGAAAUCUAGGAUCUGUGUGCAAGGCAAAGAAGAGAGGAAUUACCAUAUCUUUUACAGGCUUUGUGCUGGUGCUCCAGAAGACAUUAGGGAAAAACUGUAUCUCAGCUCUCCUGACAACUUCAGGUAUUUAAAUCGAGGCUGUACCAGAUACUUUGCUAGCAAAGAAACAGACAAGCAGAUUUUGCAAAAUCGCAAGAGUCCUGAGGAAGAUGAGUAUCUCAAAGCUGGUUCCUUGAAGGAUCCACUCUUAGAUGAUCAUGGAGAUUUUAACAGAAUGUGCACAGCAAUGAAAAAGAUUGGACUGGAUGAUGCAGAAAAACUUGAUCUUUUUAGAGUAGUGGCUGGUGUCCUUCACCUUGGAAAUAUUGAUUUUGAGGAAGCUGGGAGCACUUCAGGGGGCUGCACGCUGAGGCCGCGGAGCGAGCCGGCGCUGGAGUGCUGCGCGGCGCUGCUGGGGCUGGACCAGGAGGACCUGCGCGGCAGCCUCACCACGCGCGUCAUGCUCACCACGGCAGGGGGCGCCAAAGGAACGGUCAUCAAGGUACCCUUGAAAGUGGAACAAGCAAACAAUGCUCGUGAUGCCUUGGCUAAAACGGUGUAUAGUCAUCUGUUUGACCAUGUAGUGAACAGGGUAAACCAGUGUUUUCCAUUUGAGACUUCUUCUUUCUUCAUUGGCGUUCUAGAUAUAGCUGGUUUUGAAUACUUUGAACACAACAGUUUUGAACAAUUCUGUAUUAACUACUGUAAUGAAAAACUGCAGCAGUUUUUUAAUGAAAGGAUUCUGAAAGAGGAACAAGAACUUUACCAAAAAGAAGGCCUGGGGGUUAAUGAAGUGCGCUAUGUAGAUAAUCAGGACUGUAUAGAUUUGAUUGAAGCAAAAUUAAUAGGUGUACUGGAUAUUUUGGAUGAAGAAAAUCGUCUUCCCCAACCAAGCGACCAGCAUUUUACUUCAGUUGUGCACCAAAAACACAAGGACCAUUUCAGACUCUCUAUUCCUAGAAAGUCUAAAUUGGCUGUUCACAGAAAUAUCAGAGAUGAUGAAGGCUUUAUUAUCCGACAUUUUGCAGGAGCAGUAUGCUAUGAGACGAUGCAAUUUGUGGAAAAAAACAAUGAUGCUUUGCACAUGUCCCUUGAAUCUCUCAUAUGUGAAUCCAAGGACAAGUUUGUUCGACAGUUAUUUGAAUCUAACACUAACAACAACAAGGAUCUCAAACAAAAAGCUGGGAAACUUAGUUUCAUCAGUGUGGGAAACAAAUUCAAGACUCAGUUAAAUUUGCUUCUUGAGAAGCUUCACAGUACUGGGUCUAGCUUUAUUCGCUGUAUCAAACCUAAUUUAAAGAUGACAAAUCACCAUUUUGAAGGAGGACAGAUCCUCUCUCAGCUUCAGUGUUCAGGAAUGGUGUCAGUUCUGGAUUUGAUGCAAGGUGGUUUCCCUUCGCGAGCUUCAUUUCAUGAACUAUAUAAUAUGUACAAGAAAUACUUGCCUGAAAAAUUGGCUCGACUGGAUCCUAGGCUCUUUUGCAAGGCACUAUUUAAAGCCUUGGGACUGAAUGAAAAUGAUUACAAAUUUGGGCUAACCAAGGUGUUUUUUAGACCCGGCAAGUUUGCAGAGUUUGAUCAGAUAAUGAAGUCUGAUCCAGAUCACUUAGCAGAGCUGGUUAGACGAGUGAAUCGCUGGCUUAUCUGCAGUCGUUGGAAAAAAGUUCAAUGGUGUUCUCUCUCAGUAAUUAAAUUGAAAAAUAAGAUAAAAUAUCGAGCCAGUGCCUGCAUUAAAAUACAAAAGACUAUUCGUAUGUGGCUUUGCAAGAGAAAGCACAAACCACGAAUUGAUGGCCUGAUAAAAGUGCGUACGCUGAAGAAGAGACUUGAUAAAUUUAAUGAAGUAGUAAGUGCUCUGAAGGAGGGGAAGGCGGAGACAAGCAAGCAGGUCAAGGAGCUGGAGUAUUCUAUUGAUGCUUCAGUGACCAAAAUUAAGACCACUAUAAUGACUAGGGAACAGAUACAGGAAGAAUAUGACGCUCUAGUUAGAAGCUCAGAGCAGCUUCUGAGUGCACUGCAAAAGAAGAAACAGCAAGAGGAGGAAGCAGAGAGGCUACGACGCAUCCAGGAAGAAAUGGAAAAAGAAAGAAAGAGACGUGAAGAGGAAGAACAACAACGAAGGAAGGAAGAAGAGGAAAGACGUCUGAAAUCUGAGAUUGAGGCAAAGAGAAAACAGGAAGAGGAAGAGAGGAAAAAGAGGGAAGAGGAAGAAAAGCGUAUUCAGGCUGAAAUUGAGGCUCAGCUAGCUAGAGAACGCGAAGAGGAAACCCAGCACCAGGCAGUGCUUGAACAGGAACGUCGUGAUCGUGAACUUGCAAUGAGAAUUGCCCAGAGUGAGGCAGAACUCAUCAGUGAUGAGGCUCAGCUUGAUUUAGGUUUGCGAAGAGCCAAUGGAACAAAGCCUCAAAUGACUGUGGAACAAAUGGCCACAGAAAUGUCAGAAAUAUUGUCUAGGGGUCCUUCAGUGCAAGCCACGAAAGCUGCCGCUGGUACUAAGAAGCAUGAUCUCAGUAAGUGGAAAUAUGCAGAGCUUCGUGAUACCAUCAAUACAUCCUGUGAUAUUGAACUCUUGGCAGCUUGCAGAGAAGAGUUUCAUAGAAGGCUAAAGGUAUAUCAUGCUUGGAAAUCCAAGAAUAAGAAACGCAAUGCAGAAACAGAACAGCGUGCUCCCAAAUCAGUUACAGACUACGAUUUUGCACCAUUUUUGAGCAACUCACCUCAACAGAACCCGACAACCCAGCUACCAGCCAGACAACAAGAGAUUGAAAUAAACAGACAACAGCGUUACUUCCGCAUUCCCUUCAUCCGUCCUGCGGACCAAUACAAAGAUCCCCAGAACAAGAAGAAGGGUUGGUGGUAUGCGCAUUUUGAUGGGCCAUGGAUUGCUCGACAAAUGGAGCUUCAUCCUGACAAGGCACCCAUUCUCCUUGUAGCAGGUAAGGACGAUAUGGAUAUGUGUGAGCUUAAUCUUGAAGAGACUGGCUUAACUCGAAAGCGAGGUGCUGAAAUUUUGCCGAGACAGUUUGAAGAAAUUUGGGAGCGUUGUGGAGGUAUCCAGUAUCUUCAAAAUGCAAUUGAAAGCAGACAAGCUCGUCCUACGUAUGCUACAGCUAUGCUGCAGAACCUAUUGAAAUAAAUGGUCAUUUUGCACAGUAACCCUUGCCCAUGAUACAAAGGGAAGAGUUCCUCUGUGCAACAGAGGACGUAAGCAUUCUAUAAUCAUACUAGAGAUGUUUAAUA